This is a messenger RNA of Cuscuta campestris, 2779 nucleotides long. The record is from the annotation of a GenBank genome assembly. NCBI's taxonomy places the organism in Eukaryota, Viridiplantae, Streptophyta, Magnoliopsida, Solanales, Convolvulaceae.
CGGGACGGAGAUAGUAUAAAAAGCGUCCGCCUGCCACCCCUUUCUUCUCUCCAAAAUUUCACUUUACGCAUAUAUACACAAACAAGAAAGAUCGAUCGAAGAGAAGAACAGCGCAGCUAGCUAAUUAAGACUUAUGGGCUCUUUAUUAGUUCCCAAUAACUCUGCUGCCUUUAAUGACUUCUCCAUCCCAGAUGAUACUACAACAGGCAAGAUCAUAACUUGCAAAGCGGCGGUGGCGUAUGGUCCCGGGGAGGCGUUGGUGGUGGAGGAUGUGUUAGUGGAUCCGCCUCAGAAAUCGGAGGUUCGAAUUAAGAUCAUUUUCACUUCAAUUUGCCACACAGAUCUCAGUGCCUGGAAAGGAGAGAACGAGGCUCAACGUGCUUUCCCCCGAAUUCUCGGCCACGAAGCCUCCGGGGUGGUGGAGAGCGUGGGGGAAGGGGUGAGAGACAUGAGGGCGGGGGACCACGUGGUGCCGAUCUUCAACGGGGAGUGCGGGGCGUGCCGACAGUGCAAGUCGAGCAAGACCAACCUGUGCGAGGAGUUCCGGGUGAGCCCGUUGAGGGGCGUGAUGGUCGGGGACGGCGAGUGCAGGUUCUCCACCAAAGAGGGGAAACCGAUCUACCAUUUCCUCAACACCUCCACCUUCUCCCAGUACACCGUGGUCCACUCCGCUUGCGUCGUCAAGAUCGACCCCACCGCCCCCCUCAAACUCAUGACUUUGCUCAGCUGUGGCGUCUCCACCGGUACGUACGUUUGGAGAAGCAUAGAGGUUGGAUGGUCAGCUCCUACUAUGACCAAUGCAGAUGGAGAACUAAUUCAGAAACCUUAUGAAAGAUUAAUCAAGAAAGAGAAGGAUGCUGCAGAAUCGAAUGAUCAGGCUUUGAAUGCAAUCUUCGGAGCGGUUGAUAGAAAUCAGUUCCGUCUUAUCUCAAAUUGCACAGAGGCCAAGAGAGCUUGGGAAAUUUUGCUUAUUACUCAUGAAGGCACUACUACAGUCAAGACAGCCAAACUUCAGAUCGUGAUGUCUAAAAUUGAAAAUCUUAAGAUGGAGGAUACUAAGUCUAUCACAAAUUUUCAUGGGCGAGUUAGAGAGUUGGGAAAUGAGGCUGAAAGGCUUGGUGAACCAAUCACAGAAAACAAACUGGUGUUGAAAGUGCUACGGUCUCUUCCAGAAAAAUACUCUAUGGAUGUUAAAGCUAUUAGACAAACACAAUCUCUCAAUGUUAUGUCUCUUGAUGAACUGAUGGGAAACUUAGAAACCAUUGAGUUGGAGAUGCAUGAAGAUCUACAACGUAAAAAGCAGCAUGUCAUCCUCGUUGAAAAAGAGAAGCAGUGUGUUAAAGACAGUGCUGAAACAUGCUGUGCUUUUCCAACUUUCCAUAGUGUUGACGGUGACUUUGAUAGUGACGUAGAUCCAAGGGAGAUGCUUAUAAUUGUUGAAGAAAAAUUUCAAGAGUCUCUACGGGUCAACACGAAAAAAUGUUUGGAAAAUGAUAGCCUCAAACGUGAACUUGCUGAAUCAAAAUGCGAUGUGGAACAACUCAUCAAAGAGUUACAGAGAUACAAAGGUAAAGUUACAGCAGAGGAUGACACAGAGGAUGAUACAGAGGAUGAUACAGAAGAUGACACAGAGGUUGACACAGCAGAAGAGCUAGCUAUUCUCCAAAGGAAGUGGGUAGAACUUGUUCAAGCCAACCAGAAAACUGUUCUGGAGAACCAUCAGCUUGUUGCCGAGCGCAAUAGACUAAAGGAGAGUAUUUCAGAACUAGAAAAGAAGAUUGAAUACUUAGAAGGGCAACAAUCAGAUCUCAAGUAUGAAUUAAAUCAACUCAAAAACUUUCACAAGUGGAUGAGAAGUGCUGGAGCAAAAGCUAUUGAGGAACAAGUGAAUGUUUCAGAAUUUUUUGGAGACAAGACGGGUCUCGGAUUCUCAAGUUCCGAAAGAAAUCAGACCCCACUGGACUUGUUUGUUGAUCGAAGAAAGGAAAUUGCUCAAAAAGUUCCACAAGGAAGGAAAACAGAAGCUGCUGCAUCUGCUGGAACAUCUUCUGCCAAACCCGCUGAAGCAUCUCAUGAAGCUUCUGCUGGAACAAUUUAUGCAGCACCCUAUGCAAAAAGGCAAAGAGUUGUGACACAAUCUAGUAUGAGAAGACACAAGGAUCAUUAUGCUAAACCUGAAAGGUAUUCUUAUACUAAUGUCUAUGCUAAUUAUGUUUGUUUUUGCUGUGGAAAAAGAGGACACAUUCAAAGGAAAUGCAAGAUUUUUAAAGAGCAAAGAUAUAGGAAAAAGAAUGUGACAACAAGGAUGAUUUGGGUACCUAAGAAUCAGUACAAAACAGGUGAUAAUCCUUGUGUGAAGGAUGUUGCUUCUGAUCAAUGCCAUGUUAGUAGUGCAAGCUUGCAUCAAGAAGAAAAGAAAACAAAUCGUUGUGCUGUUAAGAGUGCUGAAUCAUCUCAUAAGUGUGAUGAAGUGACACGUCCUAGUCAUGAGAGUGAGAAGUUUAUGAAUAUAAAAAAACGAGCAUUGGGCAUGUGUAAAAGAGCAUUUGAUGGGAAUCGGUUUGGUAUACUCAGAUCCCGCUUGGGUCUAUGCACACCCAUCUCUACCUGAUUUAGAGGAUGCUCUAAGAGAUCAAGAAGAAUCUUUAUUUGAAGGUCGAUUGGAAUCUACGUCCUUGAAGAAGAUCUUUGAGAAGGUGUAACAAGCCGUGGAGAUAGACGCAAACCGAGUUUGUCGUCAAGUCAUUCGUAAGUAGACAAAUCAAUACAUUAGAAGGUU